AUCCUAUUUGCCGCGACGACAAAACGCGAUCAACAGUUGCUGCCUCGAGCUGCCUCAAGCAGAUUAUGUUACGUACACAGCUUGGAUCAUAUUUCAGACAAGCAGCCGUGCGGUUGUUCCUGCAGGAUUGCGCUCCCCUGCUACGGCAUACGAACUACCACACCCGGAGGAAUGGAAAUUUCCAGCUGCCGAGGCAAAAGUACUUCACGCCGCACAGUUGGGAAGAUG
Messenger RNA from Clonostachys rhizophaga, 228 nucleotides. The record is from the annotation of a GenBank genome assembly. NCBI's taxonomy places the organism in Eukaryota, Fungi, Ascomycota, Sordariomycetes, Hypocreales, Bionectriaceae.